UGGCCUAGACCUCAGUGGAGUAGCGAUCCUUCCGUCACCACUCAUUUCACAAGUCGCGCAGUCACAAUGUGCCUUCGUCAUCACGAUACUCGCAACGUGUGUCCGGCGCGUUCGCAAGUAAUUGUCAGUUUCUAACUCUAUGUGAUGUUGCUGCUGGUUCCGUACCGGGGUGCAUACGCUUUUAAUAAGGAAGUCCCGAAGGUUAAAAUGCGUCCCCCCUCACCCGAGCCAGUACCAUAACCUAUCUCCCACAUGUCGGUAUUAGACGCAUUCAAGCUCAAGUCGUACGACCUCGAACCUGUGUAUGCGGCUUGGGAGAACCCACCUUUGUUCUCUGGGGACGGAAGAGACGAGUCGGUUGAUGAUUGGCUGAAGAAGGUCAAGGAUGGAUGUCAGGAGAAGAACGUACCGAAGGAAUAUUGGCACAAGGUCGCACAGAAAUACAUGGGCGAAAAGGCGAAGGCAAGGUUGGAAGAGCUCAAGGUCGUUAUGCGCAAAGUGCAUGGGGGAAACUAUCGGUGGAAUUGGCAGAAAUUCAAGAUCGCUAUGAGGAAUUUGGAAUGGCAUAUCGAUGCUACGGCGACGACAACCGUUAAAGUACAUGCCAAGUCGUCUGGGCAUUGGUGGACGACGCGGAAGAAGGAUGAGCCCGAAAGUCCGAUAACUGAAGAACCGGUGAACGAUCUCCAGAUAUCGAAAAAGGAGAAGGAAGUGAAGAAAGAGCGACCCCCACCAUUAACUGGCGCGAAAUCGACGUCGGGUGAUUUUUUCAGACCUCUACGGAGAGCAUCAACGACGGAUGCAGCAAGACCACAGGUGCAGAAGGCUAAGUCAGACCUAACGGUGACCUGCCCUUCACCAACACGGUCGUCGACGACUGAUCAGACGGUCACAACGGUGGCCAACGCGCCGGUUUGGCUGCUUAAUGCGUGCAAUGCACUAGAUUUCUUGACUAGUGAACAUCCCAAAGUGAUGAGCACGAUUAGCGCUAUCCUUAUAACGGCUGGGAGUUUGCCGGCCAUUCCAGCUGUCGCUGCGGGUGCUGGUGGUGCCGUAUUGGCUUCUGGAGCUGCGCAGGCUGUCGGUGCUAUUGCUGUUGGGCUCGGAAGCUGGCUGAGAGCUCAGCAGGAUGGACACACGAUGCACAGCCCGACUACUACGAGCUCGGUGAAAGAAAUAUCAUGAAUAUUCAUAUGUACGUCGCAUGUAUGGUUCGCACUUUGUACAUGUACAAGUAGAUGUCAUUUUUUCGUCGCACUCCUAGUCCUAGAAUACCAAAGUGAAAAUUUAGCAU
Messenger RNA from Desarmillaria tabescens, 1294 nucleotides. RefSeq lists its product as uncharacterized. Lineage: Eukaryota; Fungi; Basidiomycota; Agaricomycetes; Agaricales; Physalacriaceae. The record is from RefSeq and is a predicted model, not a curated record. The transcript has 4 exons. The coding region runs from base 253 to 1185 and encodes 310 amino acids.